GUGGGAAGGAUUCCGGUGUGGAAAGCCACGUCAAUUAUAAAUAUGGAUCAUUGGAGAGGGGAUAUAUGAUUUAAUAUGUACAGCGCAGUAUGUUUUGGCUGAGAGUUGAGACAUCAUCAUCUUGGAGCAAGCAGACAGCCAUGGCGGCAACCACUCAAAUGAUCUUCUUUCUCAUGCUCUUCCUAUGUUCUUGCUCUUCUGCUUCUUCCCUUACCAGGACUUCACCUUCUGGGACUAUAUGGGAGAAAAGCAAGCUGAGUGGAGGUGGAAGAGGAGGAAUGAGCAACGGCGGCGGCCAAAGCGGGCAGCCCGACGGCGGAUCAACCAACCAAAAUCCCCACGGAUCGUCGGCGGUGAUACCCAUAUAUGCUGCUGCGAAUUCCCACCACAACACCCACCGCAACGCCGCCGCCGACAACAGCCCCACAGCAAUUAUUCCGCCGCUGUUUUCUGCCACUCUUUUGGCGUUUCUUUUAUGAACCAAAUUACCGGCGACUAACAGGAGCUUCAAUUCUAUCUUUCUGUUUUUUUUUCCUGCUCCGAUUGUACAUAUCAAUCACUUUGUAAGUAAAUACUACUGUGCAAUAUACUUUAUGUUUCUCCAGUA
Molecule: messenger RNA, 607 nt
Organism: Ipomoea triloba (trilobed morning glory)
Lineage: Eukaryota; Viridiplantae; Streptophyta; Magnoliopsida; Solanales; Convolvulaceae
Exons: 2
Coding region: 90-479 (129 amino acids)
Source: RefSeq, a predicted model, not a curated record